Messenger RNA from Hemicordylus capensis (graceful crag lizard), 1521 nucleotides. Its product is annotated as zinc finger protein 90-like. NCBI's taxonomy places the organism in Eukaryota, Metazoa, Chordata, Lepidosauria, Squamata, Cordylidae. The transcript has 6 exons. Gene Ontology annotation, biological process: regulation of DNA-templated transcription. The record is from RefSeq and is a predicted model, not a curated record. The coding region runs from base 758 to 1462 and encodes 234 amino acids.
AGGUUGCAAGCAAAGGAAGGGGCGCGCCUCUGCUGUUGCGCCCCACUUUGAAAGCAUCGUGGGUAGAAGGGAGAGAAAGCUGUAUCCCCUGCUUGACCAGCCCCCCGCCCCAUAUGCUCCGCCGUGGAGGAAUCGCGUCUACUGGGAAGGGGCGCCAGCUCACAAGCUUUCCCAACAGCUUUUUUGUUUUUGUUUGUACUUCUUCCAAAACCACUCUUUAAGAAGUUUAGCGGCUUUUUCUCCAUUUUUCAAAUUAUCAUUUGCUGGCACUUAGUCUUUUUACGUGUACUUUGUUGCUUAGAGAGAGAGAGAGAAUUUAGUGUCUGCUUUGUUCUUUUGUAAGCUGCCUUGAGUCUGUUUUGAAAAAGGCGGAAUGCAAAACCUACAAAAGGAACGCACGCAGGCGAAUGGUUAAAGCCAAUACUCAACUGCUGUGCUGAGCGUUUUACUCAGAAACGCUGAUUUGGGUGCGGAUGCACAGAUUGUGUUAAUCGGAGUUGCUCUCCUCUAGACCUGGGUUCUCAAACCUGGUUCUGCUGUUUUAAGUAAUUUGAUGAUGUUGGAGAUAAUCGGAGCUCCUCUCCUAGAACACUUCCCAGCGUGGAAGUGAUGAGAGAGAACUUUGCUUGUGGCAUAUCUCCCUUGAAAAGUGAAAGCCAGACAGAAACUUCUGUUCUGUUUGAGGCGGCACUAGGCAGGCUGUAGAAGAAUUUUCUUGACUGUCGUUGGAUCUUCCCUUUCUCCUUGGACGAAAAAGAUGGCCGCAACAGAGGAAACUCAGGAGUUGGUGACAUUUGAUGAUAUAGCAGUCCAUUUCUUGAAGUGUGAAUGGGUGCUGCUGAAUCCCAGUCAGCGGGUUCUGUACAGUGAGGUGAUGCAGGAGAAUUAUACCAAUGUGGUCUCACUGGGGGGCCAUCCAUUUCCCAAACCUGAACUUAUUUCCCAGCUGGAACGUGGGGAGGAGCCACUGGUUAGAGACCUCAAGAACUCGAAAGCAGUGAAAGUCCCAUUGUGUGCCCGCUCAGGUGAAGGAUCAGCUUCUUCAGCCACUAGAGCGAUGAGGCUAAGCUCUGUGACCCGUACUACCCAUCUUGGCAUAUGGCGGAGAGGCCCAAGUCAACGACGACAUUGCCGACCAUCAUGGUGGAUUAACUUCCCAAAACUGGUCUUCUCUCUGAAAGACAGAAUUCUGAAGGCAGUUCAGUCUCUCAAGUCUAGCCGCUGCCAGAUUCAAGAGUUGCUGUCACAAUCCCUGCAUCACCAGCAAUGGAUCCAGGAGCAACUGGGAGAACUGCUUAGACUUCUGCAACUAAACCAUGAGGAGGACCGGAAGAAUGAGCAGGACCUGGAUGGCAGACGCCUGGACCACCUUGAACUGCGGCUGGACAGGUUGCACAUGUGCAUGCUUGCCACCCUGGCGGCAACAGGGAUGGAGAGAUCUGCUCCUGCCCUCCUAAGCUGAUUUCAGAUUGACGCUGACUAGGGAUGUGCAUGGUCUGGACUGGUCUGAACCGGCACCGA